Triticum turgidum subsp. durum (durum wheat) is the source of this 918-nucleotide messenger RNA. The record is from the annotation of a GenBank genome assembly. Lineage: Eukaryota; Viridiplantae; Streptophyta; Magnoliopsida; Poales; Poaceae.
AUGGGGGAGGCGACGGCGACGGUGGAGGCAGAGGCGCCUGUGAGCAGCUGGGUGGUGGAGAUGGAGAAGACGAUCGGCGAGAUGAACAUCGACCCGGCGGCGGAGAUGGCGCGGUGGAAGCGCCACUCCAUCUACCGCGUGCCGGAGCGGAUCAAGAACCUGCACAACAGCAAGGCGUACCAGCCGGAGCUGGUCUCGCUGGGGCCCUUCCACCACGGCGACCCGGAGCUGCUCCCCAUGGAGGAGCACAAGCGCCGCGCCGUGGUGCACCUGGUGAAGCGCUCGGGGCGGCCGCUGCGGGAGUUCGUGGCCGCCGUGGCCGAGGUGGCGCAGCAGCUGCAGGACGCCUACAAGGACCUCGGCGACGAGUGGCGCGGCGCCGAGGGCGGCGGCACGGAGCGCUUCGUGCAGCUGAUGGUCACCGACGGCUGCUUCCUGGUGGAGGCGAUGCGGAUGGACGCGCUGCGGGGCAAGGUGCACGAGGAGUACGCGCCCAACGACCCCGUCUUCAGCAAGUACGGCUACCUCUACCUGUGGAACUACAUCCAGUCCGACAUGGUCGUCGUCGAGAACCAGCUGCCGCUGCUCCUCCUCCAGAGGCUUCUCAUUGUCCUCGAUCAUCACAAAUAUCAGAACAUUAUCGAGUGUGGGCUGGGCAGCGACGAGGAGGUGGUCAAGCUACUCAACAACACGCUCAACAAAGGGGGAGUGAUGAGCCCAUCUAGCAGGCUACACGAUGUGCAACGGCGGGUGAAGGCCCAAUGCACGAUGAGGAGGAACAAGUGGCGAGCCAAUUUCAUACAGAGGUACCUAAGGAAUCCUUGGGUGUUUAUCUCCCUCGUAGCCGCCGUCGUCCUACUUGUGGCCACUCUAUUGCAGACUGUGUAUACUGUUUUGCCCUUCUAUAAGAUUAUUUAG